Molecule: messenger RNA, 606 nt
Organism: Haemonchus placei
Lineage: Eukaryota; Metazoa; Nematoda; Chromadorea; Rhabditida; Trichostrongylidae
Source: the annotation of a GenBank genome assembly
AUGUGUGACAGUUUGCGACAAUUAUGGCUGCUGACACGAAAGAAUCUGAUUCUUACUCGACGUAAUAAAGUAUGGACGUUGUUCGAAAUGAUUCUACCUAUUAUAUCCCUUCUUCCGGUCACAUUGCUCGUUGUGAGGGGUGGCACCGUGCAUUUGACACCAAGUAGGUCGUCAGAGUCUGUGCCUUUGGAAGGUGGAGCAGAGGACUUUAGUUUUGACCAGUUCGAAUCCAUACCGUCGCGUUGGUGCGGUCGUCGAUAUGUACUUAUAGCUUAUUCCACAAAUGAAAAUCGUGAUUCCGUGGAGGAUAUGAUGAAGGAACUGGCCGCUCGAUUCAGCAGCUCUUUCAUAAAAGUAAACGUGGUGUAUAUAAAAGACGAAGCGCAUUUGCUUGAUGAACUUCGUGCAGACCCUCCCGAUAGUGGUUGCGCCAUCGAUAAAUUCGCAGGCGGUCUGGUAUUCAACCAAUUUAACACAAAAGCUGGUAAGCUCGAUUACAAACUGCUCGUACCCGCUGGCACUGGUCAUAAUGAUCGUUAUUGGAAUGAGGAGUGGGGUUAUCCAUUUGAUCUCGAUGAUGAUUCUACCAACAAGUGGUUCAGGUAA